AAGAAAACAUUGAUUCGAUGCGGACUAUUGCUGAAAUGGAUGAAGAACUUGUAUCAUCUGCAAAUAUCGAAACUGAACAAAAGCAAAAUAAAGAUUUACACCAUAUUCGACAGGAAACUACAUACGGCUCAAACAUUGAAUACAACGAGGUUGAUAACAGUUCAAUCGAAAACAAUACCGAUACGAUUGCUGGACAAGAUGGAGCACUUAUAUCACCUGAGAACUACGAAAAUGAACAAAAAAAAGUGACAGCUGAGGUUAAUAAGGAUAUACACCAUAUCCGACAGCAAACCGUAUAUGGUUCAAAUGUAGAUUUUAUUAGUGAAGAAGAAAAGAAUAAAACCAUUGAUUAUGAGGAUUGCACUUUUUACGAGGUUGAAGAGAGUUCAGCGCACAACAAAGCCGAUACUCUUCCUGAAAAAGAUAGAGCACUUAUAUCAACUAAGAAUCACGAAAGCGAACAAAAUAAUGUGAUAUCUGAGGUAAAUAAGGAUGAGUUUAGUAGGGGGGAAGAAAACAAUAACAAUACUGUUGAUAAGGAUUGCACUUUUAGCGAGAUUGAAGGCACCUCAAUGCAAAACAAUGGCAGUUCUCUGCCUAAAAAAGAUGGAGCACUUACAUCACCUGCGAAAGUGAUAGCUGACGUAAACAAGGAUAAACACCAUUUCCAACAGAACAACGCAGAUGGUUCAGAUACUGAAUUUACUAUUGGAAAAGAAAACAAUAAAAUCAUUGUUGGUAUGGACUGCAAUUUAAACGAGGUUGAGGACAGUUUAAUCAAAAAUAAUGCUCUUACUGAAAAGAAUGGAGCACUUAUAUCACCUAUAAACCACAAUCAUGCACAGAAGAAAGUGAUAGCUGAAGUAAAUGAAGAUACACAACAUAUCCGAGAAAAAAUCGGAGAUGGAUCAAAUGUCGAAAUUAGAUGUGGAGAAGAAAACAAUAAAAACAUUGUUGAUAAGGAUUCCACAUUUAACGAAGUUGAAGACAGUUCAAUCCGAAACAAUGACAUUAUUUUUUCGGAAAAAGAUGAAGCACUUGUAUUACCUGCGAACCAAGAAAAUGAACAAAUGAAAAUGAUAGCUGAGUUAAAUAGUGAUAUACACCAUAUCCGACAGCAAACCGCAGAUGGCUCAAAUGCUGAAUUUAAUAGUGGAGAAGAAAACAACAAAGACAUUGUGAAUACGGAUUUUACUUUUAACGAGGUAAAAGAUAAUUCAAUCGAAAACAAUACCGAUACUCUUGCUGAAAAGAAUGGAUCUCCUUUAUCACCUGUUAACCGCGAACAUGAACAAAAUAACGUUUUUGCUGAGGUAAAUAAAGAUAUACAUAUUAUCCAACACCAAACCACAGAUGGCUCAAAUGUUGAAUUUAGUAGUGGAGAAGAACAUAAUAAAAACAUUGUUGAUAAGGAUUGCGUUUUUAGUGCGGUUGAAGACAGUUCAAUCCUAAACAAUGUCAAUAGUCUUAUUCCUGAACACACAGAGAAUGUUGGACAUGACAGUCAAGAUGAAAACGAAGCAUGCUCGUCUAGAGGCUUGUUAGAUAAUGACGGCAAUGGGACUAAGAUUUCAUUUUCAACAGAAAGCUAUUUACAAGAGAGAGAGCACUCAUUAUCUUUACCGAGAACUCAAGAAAACAUUGAACCAAAGGGGACACUUACUGAAAACCAUGGAGAACUAAUAUCGCCUGCAAAGCACGAAAAUGUGCUCAAUGAAGUGACAUCUGAAUUAAAUAAAGAAAUGUACCAUAUCCGACAUGAAAGCGCUGAUGGCCCAAAUGCUGAAUCAAGCAUAGAAGAAGAAAACAAGAUACACAUUGUUGACAAGGAUUACAAUUUUAGCGAGUUUGAUUGCAGUUCAAUCAAAAACAAUGGCGAUGCUUUUGCUGAAAAAGAUGGAGCACGUAUAUCACCUCCGAACCGCGAACAUGAACAAAACAAAGCGAUAUCCGAAGUAAAUAAAGAUAUGCACCAAAUCCGACAGCAAACCGAAGAUGCCUCAAAUGCCGAAUUGACUUAUGGAGAAAAAAACAAUAAAAACAUUGUUGAUAAGGAUUGCAAUUUUAAUGAGAAUGAAGACAGUCGAAUCCAAAACAAUGCAGAUACGUUUCCUGAAAAAAAUGGAGCACGUAUAUCACCUCCGAACUUCGAACAUGAACAAGCAAAUGUAAUGGUUGACGUAAAUAAGGGUAUACACCAUAUCCGACAGAAAACCGAUGAUUGCUCAAAUGUCGAAUUUAGUAGUGAAGAAGAAACCAAUAAAACCAUUGUUGAUAAGGACUGCACUUUUAACGAGGUCGAUUACAGUUCAAUCAAAAACAAUGCCGAUACUUUUCUUGAAAAAAAUGAAGAUCUUACGUCACCGGCUUGUCCUGAAAAUGGACAAAAGAAAGUGGAAGCUGAGGUAAAAAAGGAUAUAAACAACAUCAGACGAGAAACCACAGAUGGCCUAAAUAUUGAAUUAAGUAGUGGAGAAGAAAACAUUAAGAACAUUGUAUAUAAGGAUUGCUAUACGCUUGCUGAAAAAGAUGGAGUACUUAUAUCACCUGAAAAUCACGAAAAUGAACAAAAGAAAGUGAUAGCUGAGGUGAAUAAAGAUAUGCAAACUGUAGAUGGUUCAAAUGUAGAAUUUAGUAGUGGAGCAGAAAAUAAUAAAGCCAUUGUUGAUGGGGAUAGCACUUUUAACAAUGUUAAAGACAAUUCAAUCGAAAACAAUGCCGAUACUCUUCCUGAAAAAGAUGGAGGACUUGUAUCACGUAGGAAUCACGAAAAUGAACAAAAUAAAGUGAUAUCUGAGGUAAAUAAGGAUGAAUAUAGUAUGGGAAGAGAAAGCAAUAACAACAUCGUUGAUAAAGAAUGCACCUACAGCGAGAUUGAAGGCAGUUCAAUGCAAAACAGUGCCAUUACUCUUCCUACAAAAGAUAGAGCACUUCUAUCAUCUGCGGAAGUGAUAUCUGAUGUAAAUAAGGAUACACACCAUAUCCGACAGAACACCACAGAUGUCUCCAAUGCUGAAUUUAAUAUUGGGAAAGAAAACAAAAAAAACAUUGUUGAUAAGGAUUCCACUUUAAAUGAGGUUGAAGACUUUUCAAUCCAAAAUAAUGCCGUUAUUUUUCCGGAAAAAAAUGGAGCACUUGUAUCACCUGCGAGCCAAGAAAAUGACCAAACGAAAAUAAUAGCUGAGUUAAAUAGAUAUAUACACCAUAUCCCACAGCAAACCGCAGAUGCAUCAAAUGCUGAAUUCAGUAGUGGAGAAGAAAACAAUAAAAACAAAAUUGAUACAGAUUGCACUUUUAACGAGGUUAAAGACAAUUCAAUUCCAAACAAUGCCGAUAUUCUAGCUGAAAAGGAUGGAGCAUUUAUAUCACCAGGGAACAAUCAACGUGAACAAAAAGAAGUGAUAGGUGAGGUAAAUAAAGAUAUAUACCAUUUUCGACAGCAAGCCACAGAUGGCUCAAAUGUUGAAUUUAGCAUUGAAGAAGAAAACAUUGUUGAUACGGAUUGCACUUUUAACGAGGUUAAAGAAAAUUCAAUCCAAAACAAUGCCUACACUCUUUCUAAAAAGGAUGCAACAUUUAUAUCACCUGUGAACCACGAACAUGGACAAAAAGAAGUGAUAGGUGAGGUACAUAAAGAUAUAUACCAUAUCCGACAGCAAACCACAGAUGGCUCCAAUGCUGAAUUUAGCAAUCUAGAAGAAAGCAAUAAAAACAUUGUUGAUACGAUUUGCACUUUUAAAGAGGUUAAAGUCAAUUCAAUCCAAAACAAUGCCGACACUCUUUCUGAAAAGGAUAGAACAUCUAUAUCACCUGGGAACCACGAACAUGAACAAAAAGAAGUGAUAGGUGAGGUAAACAAAGAUAUAUACCAUAUCCGACAGCAAGCCAUAGAUGGCUCAAAUGCUGAAUUUAGUAGUGGAGAAGAAAACAAUAAAAACAUUGUUGAUACGGACUGCACUUUUAACGAGGUUAAAGACACUUCAAUCCAAAACAAUGCCGACACUCUUUCUGAAAAGGAUAGAACAUCUAUAUCACCUGGGAACCACGAACAUGAACAAAAAGAAGUGAUAGGUGAGGUAAAUAAAGAUAUAUACCAUAUCCGACAGCAAACCACAGAUUGCUCAAAUGCUGAAUUUAGCAGUGGAGAACAAAACAAUGAAAAUAUUGUUGAUACGGAUUGUACUUUUAAAGAGGUUAAAGACAAUUCAAUCCAAAACAACGCCCACACUCUAUCUGAAAUGGAUGCAACAUUUAUAUCACCUGUGAACCACGAACAUGAAGAAAAAGAAGUGAUUGGUGAGGUAAAUAAAGAUAUAUACCAUAUCCAACAGCAAACCACAGAUUGCUCAAAUGCUGAAUUUAGUAGUGGAGAAGAAAACAUUGUUGAUACGGAUUGCACUUUUAAAGACAAUUCAGUCCAAAACAAUGCCGACACUCUUUCUGAAAAGGAUGGAACAUUUAUAUUACAUGGGAACCACGAACAUGAACAAAAAGAAGUGAUAGGUGAGGUAAAUAAAGAUAUAUACCAUAUCCGAGAGCAAACCACAGAUUGCUCAAAUGCUGAAUUUAGCAGUGGAGAACAAAACAAUGAAAAUACUGUGGAUACGGAUUGUACUAUUAAAGAGGUUAAAGACAAUUCAAUCCAAAACAACGCCCACACUCUAUCUGAAAAGGAUGGAACAUGUAUAUCACCUGCGAACCACGAACAUGAAGAAAAAGAAGUGAUUGGUGAGGUAAAUAAAGAUAUAUACGAUAUCCGACAGCAAACCACAGAUUGCUCAAAUGCUGAAUUUAGUAGUGGAGAAGAAAACAAUGAAAUCAUUGUUGAUACAGAUUGUACUUUUAAAGAGAUUGAAGACAAUUCAAUUCAAAGCAACGCCCACACUCUAUCUGAAAAGGAUGGAACAUGUAUAUCACCUGUGAACCACGAACUGGAAGAAAAAGAAGUUAUUGGUGAGGUAAAUAAAGAUAUAUACCAUAUCCGACAGCAAACCACAGAUUGCUCAAAUGCUGAAUUUAGUAGUGGAGAAGAAAACAUUGUUGAUACGGAUUGCACUUUUAAAGAGGUUAAAGACAAUUCAGUCCAAAACAAUACCGACACUCUUUCUGAAAAGGAUGGAACAUUUUUAUCACAUGGGAACCACGAACAUGAACAAAAAGAAGUGAUAGGUGAGGUAAAUAAAGAUAUAUACCAUAUCCGACAGCAAACCACAGAUUGCUCAAAUGCUGAAUUUAGCAGUGGAGAACAAAACAAUGAAAAUACUGUGGAUACGGAUUGUAAUAUUAAAGAGGUUAAAGACAAUUCAAUCCAAAACAACGCCCACACUCUAUCUGAAAAGGAUGGAACAUGUAUAUCACCUGCGAACCACGAACAUGAAGAAAAAGAAGUGAUUGGUGAGGUAAAUAAAGAUAUAUACCAUAUCCGACAGCAAACCACAGAUUGCUCAAAUGCUGAAUUUAGUAGUGGAGAAGAAAACAUUGUUGAUACGGAUUGCACUUUUAAAGAGGUUAAAGACAAUUCAGUCCAAAACAAUACCGACACUCUUUCCGAAAAGGUUGGAACAUGUAUAUCACCAGUGAACCACGAACAUGAACAAAAAGAAGUGAUUGGUGAGGUAAAUAAAGGUAAAUACCAAAGCCGACAGCAAACCACAGAUGGCUCAAAUGCUGAAUUUCGUAGUGAAGAAGAAAACAAAGAAACCAUUGUUGAUACGGAUUGCACUUUUAAAGAGGUUAAAGACAAUUCAAUCCAAAGCAAUGCCGACACUCUUGCUGAAAAAGAUGCAACAUUUACAUCAGUUGUAAACCACGAACAUGAAAAAAAGGAAGAGAUUGGUGAGGCAAAUAAAGAUAUAUAUCAUAUCCGACAGCAAACCACAGAUGGCUCAAAUGCUGAAUUUAGUAGUGGAGAACAAAACAAUGAAAAUAUUGUUGAUACGGAUUGUACUUUUAACGAAGUUAAAGACAAUUCAAUCCCAAACAAUGCCGACACUCUUUCUGAAAAGGAUGCAAAAUUUACAUCACCUGUAAACCACGAAUAUGAACAAAAGGAAGUGAUUGGUGAGGUAAAUAAAGAUAUAUGUCAUAUCCGACAGCAAAGCAAAGAUGGCUCAAAUGCUAAAUGUAGUAGUGGAGAAGAAAAAAAUGAAAACAUUGUUGAUACGGAUUACACUUUUAAAGAGGUUAAAGACAAUUCAAUCCAAAACAAUGCCGAUACUCUUUCUGAAAAGGAUGGAACAUGUAUAUCACCUGUGAACCAAGAACAUGUACAAAAAGAAGUGGUUGGUAAGGCCAAUAAAGAUAUAUACCAUAUCCGACAGCAAACCACAGACGGCUCAAAUGCUGUUUUUAGUAGUGGAGAAGAAAACAAUAAAAACAUUGUUGAUACGGAUUGCACUUUUGACAAGGUUAAAGACAAUUCAAUCCAAAACAAUGCCGACACUCUUGCUGAAAAGGAUGGAACAUGUAUAUCACUUGUGAACCACGAACAUGAACAAAAAGAAGUGAUUGGCGAGGUAAAUAAAGAUAUAUACCAUAUCCGACAGCAAACCACAGAUGGCUCAAAUGCUGAAUUUAAUAGUGGAGAAGAAAAUAAUAAAAACAUUGUUGAUGCGGAUUGCACUUUUAAAGAAGUUAAAUACAAUUCAAUCCCAAACAAUACCGACACUCCUUCUGAAAAGGCUGGAACAUGUAUAUCACCUGUGAACCAAGAACAUGUACUAAAAGAAGUGAUUGGUGAGGCCAAUAAAGAUAUGUAUCAUAUCCGACAGCAAACCAAAGAUGGCUCAAAUGCUGAAUGUAGUAGUGGAGAAGAAAAAAAUGAAAAUAUUGUUGAUACGGAUUGCACUUUUAAAGAGGUUAAAUUCAAUUCAAUCCAAAACAAUGCCGACACUCUUUCUGAAAAGGAUGGAACAUAUAUAUCACCUGUGAACCAAAAACAUGUACAAAAAGAAGUGAUUGGUGAGGCCAAUAAAGAUAUAUACCAUAUCCGACAGCAAACCGCAGACGGCUCAGAUGCUGUAUUUAGUAGUGGAGAAGUAAACAGUAAAAACGUUGAUGAUAUGAAUUACACAUUUAUCAAGGUUAAAGACAAUUCAAUCCACAACAAUACCGACAAUCUUUCUGAAAAGGAUGGAACAUGUAUAUCACCAGUGAACCGCGAACAUGAACAAAAAGAAGUGAUUGGUGAAGUAAAUAAAGAUAAAUACCAAAUCCGACAGCAAACCACAGAUGGCUCAAAUGCUGAAUUGCGUAGUGAAGAAGAAAACAAAGCAACCAUUGUUGAUACGGAUUGUACUAUUAAAGAGGUUAAAGACAAUUCAAUCCAAAACAACGCCCACACUCUAUCUGAAAAGGAUGAAACAUUUAUAUCACCUGUGAACCCCGAAUAUGAACAAAAGGAAGUGAUUGGUGAAGUAAAUAAAGAUAUAUACCAUAUCCGACAGCAAACCACAGAUUACUCAAAUGCUGAAUUUAGUAGUGGAGAAGAAAACAAUGAAAACAUUGUUGAUACAGAUUGUACUUUUAAAGAGGUUAAAGACAAGUUAAUUCAAAACAAUGCCGACAAACAUUCUGAAAAGGAUGCAACAUGUAUAUCACCUGUGAACCACGAACAUGAACAAAAAGAAGUGAUUGGUGAGGUCAAUAAAGAUAUAUACCAUAUCCGGCAGCAAACAACAGAUGGCUCAAAUGCUGAAUUUAGUAGUGGAGAAGAAAACAAUGAAAACAUUGUUGAUACGGAUUGCACUUUUGACAAGGUUAAAGACAAUUCGAUCCAAAACAAUGCUGAAAAGGAUGGAGCAUUUAUAUCGCCAGUGAACCACGAACAUGAACGAAAGGAAGUGAUUGGUGAGGUAAAUAAAGAUAUAUACCAUAUCCGACAGCAUCCCACAGAUCGCUUAAAUGUUGAAUUUAGUAGUGGAAAAGAAAACAAUGAAAACAUUAUUGAUACGAAUUGCACUUUAAAAGAGGUUAAAGACAAUUUAAUCCCAAACAAUGCCGGCACUCUUUCUGAAAAGGAUGGAACAUAUAUGUCACCUGACAACCACGAACAUGAACAAAAAGUAGUGAUUGGUGAGGUAAAUAUAGAUAUAUACCAUAUCCGACAGCAAACCACAGAUUGCUCAAAUGCUGAAUUUAGUAGUGGAGAAGAAAACAAUAAAAACGUUGUUGAUAUGAAUUGCACAUUUAUUAAGGCUAAAGACAAUUCAAUCCAAAACAUUGCCGAUAUUCUUGCUGAAAAGGAUGGAACAUGUAUAUCACCUGUGAACCAAAAACAUGAACAAAUAGGAGUGAUAGGUGAGGUAAAUAAAGAUAUGCACCACAUGCGACAGCACACCAAUAGCGGCUCAGAUGUUAAAUUUAGUAGUGGAGAAGAAAACAAUGAAAACAUUGUUGAUAAGAAUUGGACUUUUAACGAGGUUGAAGAUAGUUCAAUGCAAAGCAAUACUGAUGCUUUUCCUGAAAAACAUGGAGCACUUAUAUCACCUGAAAAUCAUGAAAAUGCGCAAAAGAAAAUGUUAUCUGACGUUAAUAAGGAUAUACACCAUAUCCGAAUGCAAACCGCAGAUGGCUCAAAUGUUGAAUUUAGUAGUGGAGAGGAAAACAAUAAAGACAUUGUUGAUAAGGAUUGCACUUUUACGGAGGUUGAAGACAGUUCACAGCACAAUGCCGAUAGUCUUAUUCCUGAACACACAGACAAAAGUAAUGCAGACGAAAUUGACGAUGAUGGCAAGCAUGAAUCCACAUGUCACAUUGGAAACAAUUCAUCUGAUGCAAAUAUUGGCAAUCGAAAUUCACUUACUUAUAGAAGUAGAUACAGUAAGGACGGUCUCCUAGAAAGAUUUUCUGAUCAACUCUUUGCUGAAACUCAUUUGCGGUCAUUUUGGAAGGAAAAUCAAAUGAAUAAUGGCACACGGUUUGGAGCUUCUGAAGCAAAAGAAAAUGAGGAGAACCUAAGUAAAAUUCAAACUGUUGAAGAAAUGCGCCAUGAAGAUUCGGUAUUUUAUGAAGAGAAAAUUGAAGAUACAGUUAAAUCAGUAGGCGAAGAUGUUGCUGUAUUAGAGCUAUACACAAAGGUUACAAGUAAUGAUGUUCUAAAUGAGCUCAGUUUUCAGAGCGACAUUCAAGUUAAUUAUGAAAACGAAAAUAAUUCUUCGGAAAAUAAGAGUGUGCCCGUAAAGACAGACAUAGAUAUAUUGAGCAUCGCCGAGUCGCCGAAAAUCGAAGUUUCUAAUAAUACAAAAUAUAUAAGCAUUAACAGUGUAGGGGAGGAAAGAAUUCCCAGAUAUUUUCACGGAAUACCACAAACGUCUCUGGAGAAUAACAUAGCUCCUAAACGUAAAUUGUAUAAGGAUGCUAUGGCAUUUACAAUUCCUUUUGAUAACCAGAAAAUCAUUACUUCUAAAAGGUCUAAGCCUCAAAGCCCCAGUCAGAAGCCUGAUAUCGAAAUUGAUAUGGAUUUCAUUGAAGUUGACUCGGAACUAGAAGCCGAAUCUCCAACGAAACUAUUUGAAGAGCUCAUAGAAAUUGAAAAUAAUAAUAUUGAUGCUAUCGAUUUAGAUAUAACACAGGCCAUUGACGAAAUCAUUCGAAUUAAAUGCGGAAGAAAUGAAGAUAAAGUAAGCUCUGAUGAGGACAGUCACUUUUCAAGUACUCCAGAAACAAGUUUGCAUACCAUUGUAGAAUUGAGCGAACCGGAUGUGGCUAAGACAAAAGAAUUCGUAAUAAUCGCACAACGAACACCUGAUUUAAAUCAAUUGUUAACCGAUAAAAAAUGUGAUGGAAUGAGAAGUAAUGUAAACGACCACGAUAAAUGCGUCAAAAAUAUUUUGCCGGACGUAUAUGAAGAACUCAUAGAACUAGCACCAAUUCCACCUAGCAACGGUUCGUCAUUGGACAAGGAUGAUUUUGAGUAUCAUUUGAUCAAGGAAAUUAAUAAAUUAGAAAAAACAAUUAAAAGUGAUGAGGAAGGUCUCUCUAUAAGUUUAGAACAAAAAAAAGGAUAUUCGGCCACAAUCAUUCAAAGAGCUGUGCGGCAAUUUUUGAAUAGCAGGAAAACCCGCGAGCACAUAUAUAUAAACCAUAACCAUGAGUACACCGAAAGUGAACUCGCCCCAAUUUCGCCUGACAGCAGUCCGUCAUUGGAUAAUGAUAUUGAAUAUCAUUUGACCAACGAAAUUAACAACAUCAAAAGAACAAGUAAAAUUGAUGAAGAAGGUCUCACUAUAUAUUUGGAACAAAAGGAAAGAUAUUCGGCCACAAUUAUACAAAGAGCUGUCCGGGAAUUUUUGAAAAGCAAGAAAACCCGGGAGCGUAAUAUGAACCAAAAUCAUGAGGGCAUUAAAGAUGAUAGCAAUAUUGAAGUGGAGUUCAGUACAGAUAAAAGAAAUAAGGCAACUUUAAUAAUUCAAAGAGCAUUUAGAAAAUAUUUGUUGGACACGAAGAAGCAUACUUAUUCCGGAGUUCCAACUGAUUCAGUAAUCGGGGCAAAAUACGUCACCUUGAAUAGUAAGGAGAAGUAUGAUGGAAUUGUUGAUAAGUCACGUGCCGCUAUUGUCAUUCAAAACGCAUUUAGAAAUUAUUUGCAAAGGAAACCAAAAUGUUUGGUUCCCAAAAGUAGCGAUCAUCUGUUACAACAUGAAUUCAACCCCCCAGUAAUCGGGCCUAAAAACGUCACCUUGAAUAGUAAGGAGAAUCAUGAUGGACGUGUUGAUAAGUCACGUGCCGCUAUUGUCAUUCAAAACGCAUUUAGAAAUUAUUUGCAAAGGAAGCCAAAAUGUUUGGUUCGCAAAAGUAACGAUCAUCAGUUACAACAUGAAUCCAAUCCUCCAGCUCAGUCACAUUAUCUGUUGAAUGAGACACAAGAAUUACUUUAUUCUGAAGACAAAGUUGCCGACUAUAAAGGUUUUACCGACCCAGAUCAGAAUGAGGUGAACGAUUGCAAUGAUAACCGGUUAUCCCCAAUAAAUCCAGAGAAAGGAAUUCACAUACCCAUUUUCAAGACAAUCGACAGUCAUAAAGAGAACCGUAGGCUAACGUCUUUAGAAGCGAGUGAGGAAUAUGCAGCUAUUGUUAUUCAAAAUUUCUUUAAAGCAUAUUUUGAUAAAACCCCAAGCAAAUUGAAAACUUUGGAUAAAAUUGACAACCCUCUUAACCAGGGGGGGAAUAGCAAUGGGAAAUUUGUAAAUGCCGCUCGCACAAUACAAAAUGCCUACAGAAAAUAUUAUAACCAAAAGCAUGAUAUUUUAGAACGGAAACCUAUUGAUAAAUCACAUAAUCCUAACAGCUCCUUUGAUGGUGGCAACAACGGUCACUUGUUUCAAAAAAAUAGCUCUACAUCUCUGAAAGAUACUAAAUUAAGAUUCAAUAAUGCUAUAAUUGUAAUUCAAAAAGCCUUUAGAAAAUAUCGCCAACAAAAGUUUGUAGCACUAGAAGGUGAAAAUUACAGAAAGAAAUCGCUUGAAGCAACUAGAAAUUCAGCUGCGAUUAUUCUUCAGAAGGCCUUUCGGCGAUAUAAACAACAGCAUUGCAACUCUGAAUUUGCUUCCAAAGAGUUGGAUGAAAAGUUUAUAGAUUACUCAAAGAAAAAUGAUACUAUUGAGGCACGUGAACUAAACUCUACGCAUUUACAUAAACAUGGGAUGCCUACGGAGGAAUUCGAUGAACAUAUUAAAAAAUCAAACUGGUAUGUUGGCGAUGAACCCAUUGUUACGAGUGGUCUCACAGAAGUUAAACAAGCGGAAACUCCUUUCGAAGAGACCGUGGCUUAUUUAGAAUUUGGCGAUAAUCCACCUAAUUUAUUUGGCAGUGAAAAUAGUACAAGUUUGGUAACAGUUGAUGCUAUAGUCUCCGAUAUCACAACAAACGCACCCGUUUUUACCAAGACCAUUUCAGAUACAAAAAAAGACGAAUAUGUAAUCAAUGAAUUAUUGCCGGAACCCGGAAAUGAGCUUUUAUUUGAGAUGCCACCCGACAAGCCACUGAAUGUUGAAGACAAAACCAUACCAAAUAUUGUCGAACGAAAGUCGGAGCACAAUAAAAAAAUGAUUGCUUCAUUUCUCGAAUCCGAACGCGCUUUUUCCGGUAGGUCUAGUGAAUAUUUAUGGGCAAAAUCGCCAAAUACGGAAGAAAUUGCAGAGAUACAUAGAGACUUUGUCCAAGCAGAGCGAAGCUGUGCCAACAGGCCAGGAAAAAUAGCGAAUGGAGACCCUAAUUCUUCAGAAACUGAAACUGACGAUAGUCUUAAAUUAAAAUAUGAAAAAUUGGACGGUCUGGACAACUCCAUAGCGAAAAUGCAACAGCGCAAAGAGUCUACACAUAAAAUUUCGAGCAAAUUUGAAUAUAGGAAGUAUACCUUCGAAGAUUCGUCGGUGGACUCUGUUAUUUACUUCGAAAAUAACGUGGAUACUGAUGAAGAAGGCAUUAUCGUUGGAAAAAUGGAGUCAAAUGAUUCACGCGAAAGUUCGGCACAAAGCGAUAUAAUUCUCUGUGAAGAUGGUGGUGAAAAUUUAAAUUUUGAGAAUCAAAACGACUCUUACAAUGAAUUGUCUAUUAGAGGCUUAUUGAAACGGGUGCAUACAAUUGCAACGGACUCAGAUAUAAAAAAUCUCAUGAAGAGCGUCACAAUAGAUGAUUCCGUUAGAUAUAUUGAGCCAGCUGACGACCAAUUGACUAGCGAAAACUUUUUUUUGGAUGAUGAUACUUCUGAAAAUAUUCGACGCAAAAUGAUGGCCUAUUCCCUUUCCGAAGCGGACUCUGAUUGCUUCGAUAAAAGUGAAGUUAAUAACGCCAUCGAUGACAAAACACGUACGUUGGAUUCCUUCAAUGUACGCACAGCUUUGAUAGACAAUGGUGAUACAUCAACCGAAACAGAAUCUACAAUAGUAUCAGCAGUAACUAAAAUCCAGGCAGGUGCCAGAGGUUAUUUGGCAAGAAAGCGUUUGGGUCGUACCAGCGAUUGCAAAUCCACUGUGAUUCUUAAUGAAAGUGGAGCUUCCUUCGGCAAUGCUGCAAUUAGUGAAUCUCUGGAAUAUCUACUACAGGAAACUGCUGCAAAACGAAUUCAAAUGUUUUACAGAAAUUAUCGAGAAAAACAUGGAAAGUUUAAUACUGUUCACCCUCCGAAAAGAGUCUCACUUUCAACAACAAGUGCCGAGAGUUCAUUGGCUCAAAAACGAUCCAUGUUGCAAAGAGGCGAUGCUUUGCGUAACAAUUCUACGCCAGAUGAGGGUAAUAGUUCCAGCAAUGACAGCGAAAAUUGUGUUUCCGUUAAUGCUAGAGAUGUAAACCAGCAUAGCAUAUCAAAAGCAAAUAUUUCUGAUGCAGCAAAACGCGCCAAGCACAUCGAAAACAACAAAAUGAAAUGGAUCGCCAUGAGACAAAACUCAAUGCCAGUGCAAAUAGACUCGGAAGUUUUCCGUGUCAUACCGAAGCAUAUGCGUAAAAAAACCAAAAGUGCAGAAAUUGGCAAGGGACAUCGGAAGCGCCCUUUUUGCUACGAUUAAUGACCUUAUGGGUUACCAACAUGGAGGCAUACGAGACGAAAUUGCAGUUACACAAGCCCACUCUCCAUACCGAUAUUGUAAUUUUAAUAUGCCUGUUAAUCGAUUCCAAAACAUUUGAUACCCACUCGCCUUCUGUUGUUCCAAGAAGCACGUCCAUAUUUGAGCUCAAAAGGAUAUAAGCACAUUAUAUUUUAAUUCUUUUAAAUAAAUUAGAUAACUUAUGUGUUCGGUAACAUACACUUA
This is a messenger RNA of Stomoxys calcitrans (stable fly), 13748 nucleotides long. RefSeq lists its product as uncharacterized. Gene Ontology annotation, cellular component: spindle pole. The record is from RefSeq and is a predicted model, not a curated record. Gene Ontology annotation, molecular function: protein binding. Bases 18 to 13505 code for a protein of 4495 amino acids. The transcript has 22 exons. Gene Ontology annotation, biological process: mitotic cell cycle; establishment of meiotic spindle localization; spindle organization. Lineage: Eukaryota; Metazoa; Arthropoda; Insecta; Diptera; Muscidae.